This is a messenger RNA of Plodia interpunctella (Indianmeal moth), 1850 nucleotides long. RefSeq names its product alpha-tocopherol transfer protein-like. Lineage: Eukaryota; Metazoa; Arthropoda; Insecta; Lepidoptera; Pyralidae. Gene Ontology annotation, cellular component: membrane. Gene Ontology annotation, molecular function: phosphatidylinositol bisphosphate binding. The transcript has 6 exons. Bases 35 to 973 code for a protein of 312 amino acids. The record is from RefSeq and is a predicted model, not a curated record.
UUCUAUUCUAGUAUCCGUGAGCAUCAGUGUCACAAUGGAAACCUUGCCUACAAAUCCCGUGUUGUUAUUUCGUCCAGACACAUUACAAUCUGUACGUAAACUGAACAAUUUUGAAGACCCAAAAAAAUUGGAUGAAGCCAUAGACAUUUUACAAGAAUGGGCGCGCAAACAACCACAUUUCGUUGUUAAGGAAUUUGAUAGAGACUUUUUAGAGCGAAUAAUUAUAUUUAAUAAAGGCUUGCUGGAACGUAGUAAGACGAGGUUGGACAAAUAUUGCACGUUGCACAAUUUGAUGCCUGAAUUUUUCAGGCCAAUUCAUAUUAUAAAUGACUUGAGCAAUUUGGAAUUCAUGAAAGAUGCAAUCAUGCCACAACUGACUCCUGAACACUACAGAAUAUACAUUUUAAAGAACACUGGACAGCAGUUUACUUCAAAAGUCUUACUUGAUUAUUACAUACGGCUUGUAAACUUUUGGCAAUAUGCUAUGAGAUAUGACUAUUACGCAGGAGUUAUAUGUGUUUACGAUGUAUCAGAAGCUAACUUAAUGGACUUAGUAACUAGCAUGAAUAUGACCUAUAUGAGGCAAAUGUUAACAGUUAUUAUGGAGGGUUUCGGUGCCAGGCUGAAGGCAGUUUACACAGUCUCCGAUUCCAAAGUUGUGUCAACACUACACGACUUAGUAAGACCAUUAUUAAGCAAAAAACUCGCUGAUAGAGUCCAUGUUUUGAAUAAUAUUAAUUUACUGAAGGAGAAAGUUCCUAUAGAUAUUAUGCCAGUUGAAUACGGUGGCAAAGAGAAACCGCUGGCUGAGUUACAUCAAAACUGGCUCAAUGUGUUGACGUCGGAUGAUCAAUUGGAAUACAUGAAGAAGAUGUCUGAAGUCAAAACUGAUGAGUCAUUGAGACCAGCUGACAAGUUUAACCAGGAUUACAUGGGAAUGGCUGGCACUUUCAGAACUUUAAAUGUAGAUUAACAAACAGACACUUAAAGAAAUACAAAAAGUCGAGUCUUUAAUGCCGACUACACACUAUCGCCGAACUUACAUAGAUGCCGAUGCGAUGAAUGAACGUUGGGUAGUUUGUACGAGAGAGCUUUUAUUUACCGCAAUGUAAAACAGCAAUUCCAAUCCAACCAUGAUUGACGAAGUUUUUGCCGAUAGUGUAUAGCCGAAAUAAUAAACAAUAUCAUCGGCGACAAAUCAAUUUGAAUGUCUAUGGUGUGGAUUGUAACAAAACAAAGUUACACAACACUAACGAUAGAUGGCACUUUCAAAAGCUAAAUCGCGAUGUCAGUAUUUUCAAAAUUGGAAACAUUAUAUACAUAUACAUUACUAUCGGCACCACGGGGCAUACAUGUAGUAUAAUAAUUGGAGACAUAUGAGGCAAAAGCGAUAAGUAUAAGUAUUAUCCUUUGGACAGAGAUAGGGUUAAUACAUUUUUUUUUGUGGGUGGCAACCCUAGACAGAACUAUGAUAAAUUAUAAGGUUUUUGUUGCUACAUAUAUUUUUAAAGUUAGGUAUAUGUACAAUAUUUUUAUUAGAUACAUUUAUAUACAUUUCCUCACUGCCACUUAAAGUUAUCUUAUUUGAUAUGUAAUAUGAUAUUUGGAUUUUGAAAUAACAGACAGGCAUUUUAAAUGGAAUCUCAAUGCGGCAAUAACAACUUCCGGCUCUGUCUACCCCGUAAGGGAUCAAGGCGUGAUACUGUAGUACUUAUGGAUGUGUAACACAGAAAUACUUUUCUUUUGGGAAGACUGGGAAUAGGGGGCAUUUCGGGGGUAAGGUUGUACCUACGGACCAUAAUGACACAAUAACUUAGUUGUAAGAUCAAAGGUAUCUAUUUUAGUUAAAU